GAACUCUCUACAACUUCGCUUUGUACAGACAGCCCUGAUGCUCUGAAUGAUCUUGUUAAAUGUUAUAAUUCUACAUUAUCUGCGGCUCUUGAUCGUCAUGCUCUACUUGUCACUAAGUUUAUCACAGUGAGGCGUUUGGUACCUUGGUUUAGUGAAGAUAUAAAGGAGUCAAGGAGGGAAAGACGGAGAGCUGAAAGAAAAUGGCGUCGAUCUCGAAGUGUCCGUGAUUUGCUUCAAUUUAAAAUGAAGAGGAACUUUACAACCUACCUGAUGAAUGAAGCCCGUGGUAAGUUUUACUCAGACUCUAUUGUUGAAAAUAACUCCAAUCAACGGAACCUAUUCUCGGCAACAAAGAGGUUGCUAAAUCAAGGUCAUGAAGUACCUUUUCCACCAACUAGUGACAAGCUGGUUUUAGCCAAUGAAAUGGGUAGCUUCUUUGUUGAAAAGAUUGACGCCAUCCAUGUCAAAUUGGACAGACUAGCUGAUUGUUUGCAUGAUUCCCAUUUUGACUAUGUGAAAAUGUUACCAACUAGAACACUGGACAGCUUUAUCUCUUUAACUGAAAGUGCAGUUAGUAAGUUGAUUGGCUGCUCUCCGAAGAAGAGCUGUAUGUUUGAUCCGAUGUCAACACCUAUGGUAAUCAGCUGUGCUGAUGUGCUAUUACCACUAAUUACUAAAAUGGUCAACCUAUCUCUU
Molecule: messenger RNA, 696 nt
Organism: Porites lobata
Lineage: Eukaryota; Metazoa; Cnidaria; Anthozoa; Scleractinia; Poritidae
Source: the annotation of a GenBank genome assembly